Messenger RNA from Mesitornis unicolor (brown roatelo), 9182 nucleotides. RefSeq names its product inositol 1,4,5-trisphosphate receptor, type 1 (gene ITPR1). Gene Ontology annotation, molecular function: inositol 1,4,5-trisphosphate-gated calcium channel activity; inositol 1,4,5 trisphosphate binding. The record is from RefSeq and is a predicted model, not a curated record. Gene Ontology annotation, biological process: calcium ion transmembrane transport. The transcript is spliced from 60 exons. Gene Ontology annotation, cellular component: membrane; endoplasmic reticulum. Bases 1 to 8232 code for a protein of 2743 amino acids. NCBI's taxonomy places the organism in Eukaryota, Metazoa, Chordata, Aves, Mesitornithiformes, Mesitornithidae.
AUGACUGACAAGAUGUCGAGCUUCCUUCAUAUUGGAGAUAUUUGUUCUCUCUAUGCAGAGGGCUCAACAAAUGGAUUUAUUAGCACUUUGGGCCUUGUGGAUGAUCGCUGUGUUGUACAGCCAGAAGCAGGUGAUCUUAACAACCCUCCCAAAAAAUUCAGAGAUUGCCUCUUCAAACUAUGUCCCAUGAACCGGUACUCUGCUCAAAAGCAGUUCUGGAAAGCAGCAAAGCCAGGAGCUAACAGCACAACAGAUGCCGUGCUACUCAAUAAACUGCAUCAUGCGGCAGAUUUGGAAAAGAAACAGAACGAAACUGAAAACAGAAAGCUGCUGGGAACGGUCAUCCAGUAUGGCAAUGUUAUCCAGCUGCUUCACUUAAAAAGUAACAAAUACUUAACAGUAAAUAAGAGGCUCCCAGCUCUGCUCGAGAAGAAUGCUAUGAGAGUGACCUUGGAUGAAGCUGGAAAUGAAGGUUCCUGGUUCUACAUACAGCCCUUCUACAAACUGCGUUCCAUUGGAGACAGUGUCGUCAUUGGAGACAAAGUAGUCCUGAAUCCUGUCAAUGCGGGCCAGCCUCUCCACGCCAGUAGUCAUCAGCUUGUUGAUAAUCCAGGAUGCAAUGAGGUCAACUCUGUGAAUUGCAAUACAAGCUGGAAAAUAGUCCUCUUCAUGAAAUGGAGUGAUAACAAGGAUGAUAUUCUCAAAGGGGGAGAUGUGGUGAGACUGUUUCAUGCAGAACAGGAGAAGUUUCUGACUUGCGAUGAGCACAGGAAGAAGCAGCAUGUCUUCCUGAGAACGACGGGGAGGCAGUCGGCCACGUCUGCAACCAGUUCAAAAGCCCUGUGGGAAGUAGAGGUGGUGCAGCAUGAUCCCUGUCGUGGUGGUGCUGGAUACUGGAACAGCCUUUUCAGGUUCAAACACCUUGCUACUGGACACUACCUAGCAGCAGAGCUGGACCCUGAGCAGGAUGCCUCCAGAAGAGGCUUGUACAGUGCUCAGGAGAAGAUGGCAUACUCGCUGGUGUCUGUGCCCGAAGGAAACGACAUCUCCUCCAUAUUUGAGUUGGACCCUACCACCUUGCGAGGAGGAGACAGCCUUGUCCCCAGGAACUCUUAUGUCAGACUUAGGCACCUUUGCACUAACACCUGGGUUCAUAGUACCAAUAUACCUAUUGAUAAAGAAGAGGAGAAACCUGUGAUGCUUAAAAUUGGUACUUCUCCAGUGAAAGAGGACAAAGAAGCUUUUGCUAUAGUACCAGUUUCCCCUGCAGAGGUUCGGGACUUGGAUUUUGCAAAUGAUGCAAGCAAGGUUUUGGGUUCCAUUGCUGGCAAGUUGGAAAAGGGAACAAUAACACAGAAUGAGAGAAGGUCUGUUACCAAAUUGUUGGAGGAUUUGGUUUACUUUGUUACUGGUGGAACUAAUUCUGGACAAGACGUCCUUGAAGUAGUAUUUUCUAAACCUAAUAGAGAACGGCAAAAACUGAUGAGAGAACAGAAUAUUCUAAAGCAGAUUUUCAAACUGUUGCAAGCACCGUUUACGGACAGUGGUGACGGCCCGAUGUUGCGCUUGGAGGAGCUUGGAGACCAGCGCCAUGCUCCUUUCAGACACAUAUGCCGGCUUUGCUACAGGGUGCUGAGGCACUCUCAGCAGGAUUACAGAAAGAAUCAGGAAUACAUUGCGAAGCAGUUUGGCUUCAUGCAGAAGCAAAUUGGCUACGAUGUCUUGGCUGAGGACACUAUUACAGCACUGCUCCACAACAACCGCAAGCUCUUGGAGAAGCACAUCACGGCUGCUGAGAUUGACACUUUUGUUAGUCUCGUGAGGAAAAAUAGGGAGCCCAGGUUUCUGGAUUACCUCUCAGAUCUGUGCGUUUCCAUGAACAAGUCUAUUCCGGUGACACAGGAGUUGAUUUGUAAAGCCGUGCUGAAUCCAGCCAAUGCAGACAUUCUCAUUGAAACGAAGUUGGUCCUCUCUCGAUUUGAGUUUGAAGAAGUGUCAAGUGGAGAAAAUGCCUUGGAAGUUGGAGAAGAUGAGGAAGAAGUGUGGUUGUUCUGGAGAGACAGUAACAAGGAAAUCCGCAGUAAGAGUAUCAGAGAGUUGGCGCAGGAUGCCAAGGAAGGGCAGAAGGAGGAUCGGGACGUACUCAGCUACUACAGAUACCAACUAAACCUCUUUGCUAGAAUGUGCCUUGAUCGACAGUACUUAGCCAUAAAUGAAAUAUCUGGACAGCUGGAUGUGGACCUCAUUCUCCGUUGCAUGUCUGAUGAAAACUUGCCCUAUGAUCUGAGAGCAUCUUUCUGCCGGCUAAUGCUUCAUAUGCAUGUUGAUCGUGACCCUCAAGAACAGGUGACGCCAGUGAAGUAUGCUCGUCUCUGGUCUGAAAUACCUUCUGAAAUUGCUAUUGACGACUAUGAUAGCAGUGGAACUUCCAAAGAUGAAAUUAAGGAGAGAUUUGCACAAACAAUGGAAUUUGUAGAGGAAUAUUUAAGAGAUGUGGUGUGUCAGAGGUUCCCUUUCUCUGAUAAAGAGAAAAAUAAGCUCACUUUUGAGGUUGUUAACUUAGCCAGAAAUCUGAUAUAUUUUGGUUUCUACAACUUCUGUGACCUCCUCAGACUAACCAAAAUCCUCCUUGCUAUAUUAGACUGUGUGCACAUCACUACCAUCUUCCCUAUUACCAAGAUGGCAAAAGGCGAGGAAAGUAAAGGUAAGGCUGAAAAACAAUUGGCCAAAGGGAGCAAUGUGAUGAGGUCAAUCCAUGGAGUCGGGGAGCUGAUGACCCAGGUGGUGCUCAGAGGUGGUGGGUUCUUGCCCAUGACCCCGCUUGCUGCUGCUCCCGAGGGUAACGUCAAGCAGAGUGAACCAGAGAAAGAGGACAUCCUGGUAAUGGAUACAAAGCUGAAGAUCAUUGAAAUACUUCAGUUUAUUUUGAACGUGAGACUGGACUACAGAAUCUCCUGCCUACUUUGUAUAUUUAAACAUGAAUUUGAUGAAAGCAAUGCCCAGAUGUCUGAAUCGCCCACUGGAAGCAGUAGUCAAGAAAUGCCAGCUAAUGUACCAGGAGCUCUAGACUUUGAACAUAUUGAAGAACAAGCCGAGGGGAUCUUUGGUGGAAGGAAAGAGAACACACCACUGGAUUUGGAUGAUCAUGGUGGCAGAACAUUUCUCCGAGUUUUGUUGCAUUUAACAAUGCAUGAUUAUCCUCCUCUGGUGUCUGGAGCACUUCAGCUGCUCUUCCGGCACUUUAGUCAGAGACAAGAAGUCCUUCAGGCUUUUAAGCAGGUUCAACUGCUUGUUACCAGCCAAGAUGUUGACAACUACAAGCAGAUAAAACAAGAUUUGGACCAGCUGAGGUCUAUUGUGGAAAAAUCGGAGCUUUGGGUGUACAAAGGCCAAGGUCCUGAUGAGGCUAUGGAUGGAGUGCAAGGUGAAAAUGAACACAAGAAAAAAGAGGAAGGUCACAGCAAGUCCCAAAAGCCUGAAAGUACUAGCAGCUACAACUACCGUGUAGUAAAAGAGAUCCUGCUGCGGCUCAGCAAGCUCUGUGUCCAGGAAAGCGCCUCCAUCAGGAAGAGCCGUAAGCAGCAGCAGCGACUUCUGAGGAACAUGGGAGCUCACGCAGUUGUGCUGGAGCUGCUGCAGAUCCCUUACGAAAAGGCUGAAGACAUGAGGAUGCAGGAGAUAAUGAAGCUUGCGCACGAGUUUUUACAGAACUUCUGUGCUGGGAACCAACAGAACCAGGCACUGCUGCACAAGCACAUAAACCUGUUCCUUAACCCAGGGAUUCUGGAAGCAGUAACAAUGCAGCACAUUUUCAUGAACAACUUCCAGCUUUGCAGUGAGAUUAAUGAACGCGUUGUUCAACACUUUGUCCACUGUAUUGAAACACAUGGCAGAAACGUUCAGUACAUAAAGUUCCUGCAGACAAUCGUCAAGGCGGAAGGAAAAUUCAUUAAGAAAUGCCAAGAUAUGGUAAUGGCUGAGCUGGUGAAUGCGGGAGAAGACGUCCUAGUGUUUUACAAUGACAGAGCGUCCUUCCAGACCUUGGUGCAAAUGAUGAGGUCAGAGAGGGAUCGGAUGGAUGAAAACAGCCCGCUGAUGUACCACAUCCACUUAGUAGAGCUGCUUGCUGUCUGCACUGAAGGCAAAAAUGUCUACACAGAAAUAAAAUGCAACUCCCUUCUUCCUUUGGAUGACAUUGUUAGGGUAGUAACCCAUGAGGAUUGCAUACCUGAGGUCAAAAUUGCAUACAUCAACUUCUUAAAUCAUUGCUAUGUGGACACAGAAGUAGAAAUGAAAGAGAUUUACACCAGUAAUCAUAUGUGGAAGCUAUUUGAGAACUUCCUGGUUGACAUCUGUCGGGCUUGUAACAACACCAGCGACAGAAAGCAUGCCGACUCCAUAUUGGAGAAGUAUGUUACAGAAAUCGUGAUGAGUAUAGUCACCACCUUCUUCAGUUCCCCCUUCUCUGAUCAGAGCACUACUUUGCAGACUCGCCAACCUGUGUUCGUACAGUUGCUGCAAGGUGUGUUCAGAGUGUACCACUGCAACUGGUUAAUGCCAAGCCAAAAGGCAUCCGUGGAAAGCUGCAUUCGGGUCCUCUCAGAUGUAGCAAAAAGCCGAGCGAUUGCAAUUCCUGUAGACUUGGACAGUCAGGUGAACAAUCUCUUCCUGAAAUCUCAUAACAUCGUACAGAAGACUGCGAUGAACUGGCGAAUGACUGCAAGGAAUGCUGCCCGCAGAGACUCGGUGCUGGCUGCCUCCCGGGAUUAUCGAAACAUAAUUGAAAGAUUACAGGACAUCGUAUCGGCUUUAGAGGAUCGCCUGCGUCCUCUGGUCCAGGCAGAGCUGUCAGUACUGGUAGAUGUGCUUCACAGGCCUGAACUGCUCUUCCCAGAGAACACAGAUGCAAGGAGGAAAUGUGAAAGCGGAGGUUUCAUUUGCAAGUUAAUAAAGCAUACUAAACAGCUGCUAGAGGAGAAUGAGGAGAAACUGUGUAUUAAAGUGUUACAGACGCUCAGGGAAAUGAUGACCAAAGAUAGAGGCUAUGGAGAAAAGCUUGUUUCUAUUACCAUUGAAUUGGAUAAUGCUGAGCUGCCGCAACCUCCAGAAACGGAAAGCUCUGUAGAGGAGAUUGAUCAAAGUCUACCACAGAGGCAACUGGAGGAUCAUAGAAGGGGUGAGGCGCUCAGGCAGGUGUUGGUCAACCGUUAUUACGGCAACGUGAGACCGGCAGGACGGCGCGAGAGCCUCACCACCUUCGGCAAUGGCCCCCUGUCUGCUGGAGGCACCAGCAAAGCCGGGGCAGGAGGAGGAGGCUCUGGAUCAAGUUCAAUGAGCCGAGUUGAGAUGAGUUUGGCAGAUGUCCAAUGUCAUCUGGAUAAAGAAGGUGCAUCCAACCUGGUCAUAGAUCUCAUCAUGAAUGCCACCAGCGACAGAGUCUUCCAUGAGAGCAUCCUGCUAGCCAUUGCUCUUCUGGAAGGUGGGAACACAACAAUACAGCAUUCGUUCUUCUGCCGACUGACGGAAGAUAAGAAAUCUGAAAAGUUCUUUAAGGUUUUUUAUGAUCGCAUGAAAGUGGCACAGCAAGAAAUCAAGGCUACUGUCACAGUCAACACUAGUGACUUAGGAAAUAAAAAGAAAGAUGAAGACUCAGACAGAGAUGUACCGAACAGGAAAAGAGUGAGGGAGCCUAUGACCCAAAUUACUGAGGAGGUCCGGGAUCAGUUACUGGAGGCUUCCGCAGCUACCAGAAAGGCUUACAACACUUACCGGAGGGAGGCUGAUCCUGAUGACCAUUAUUCGCCAGGAGAAGGAGCACAGGCUGCGGCAGACAAGAGCAAAGAUGAACUGGAAAUGAGCGCUGUGAUCUCAAUAAUGCAACCCAUCCUCCGGUUCUUGCAGCUGCUCUGUGAAAACCACAAUCGGGAUUUGCAGAAUUUCCUUCGCUGCCAGAACAACAAGACAAACUACAACUUGGUGUGCGAGACUCUGCAGUUUCUGGAUUGUAUCUGUGGAAGCACAACUGGUGGACUUGGACUUCUUGGUCUGUAUAUAAAUGAGAAAAAUGUGGCGCUCAUCAACCAGACGCUGGAAAGUUUGACUGAGUACUGCCAAGGGCCUUGCCACGAGAACCAGAACUGCAUUGCUACUCACGAGUCCAAUGGUAUUGACAUCAUCACAGCAUUAAUUCUCAAUGACAUCAACCCUUUGGGGAAGAAGAGGAUGGACCUUGUGUUGGAACUGAAGAAUAACGCUUCAAAACUGCUCUUGGCGAUCAUGGAGAGCAGACACGACAGUGAGAAUGCGGAGAGGAUCCUCUACAACAUGAGACCCAAAGAGCUGGUGGAAGUGAUAAAGAAGGCUUAUCUGCAGGGAGAAGUAGAAUUUGAGGAUGGAGAGAAUGGGGAAGACCUUGCGGCAUCUCCGAGGAAUGUGGGACACAACAUUUAUAUACUGGCUCAUCAGUUGGCUCGUCAUAACAAAGAGCUGCAGAACAUGCUGAAGCCGGGAGGUCAGAUAGAGGGAGAUGAGGCUCUGGAGUUUUACGCCAAGCACACGGCACAGAUCGAGAUUGUCAGGUCAGACCGUACCAUGGAGCAAAUCGUCUUCCCCGUGCCCAGUAUAUGUGAAUUCCUCACGAAGGAGUCCAAGCUGCGGAUAUAUUAUACCACAGAGAGGGAUGAACAGGGCAGCAAGAUCAACGACUUCUUCAUGAAAUCAGAAGACCUCUUUAAUGAGAUGAACUGGCAAAAGAAAUUGCGAGCUCAACCUUUCCUAUACUGGUGUGCUCGCAACAUGUCCUUCUGGAGCAGUAUUUCCUUUAACCUGGCUGUCCUUAUGAACCUGCUGGUAGCAUUUUUUUAUCCAUUCAAAGGAAUUCGAGGAGGUACACUGGAGCCCCACUUGUCUGGCUUGUUGUGGACAGCGAUGCUGAUAUCUCUGGCCAUCGUUAUAGCUCUUCCUAAGCCCCACGGCAUCCGAGCCUUAAUUGCUUCUACAAUAUUACGACUAAUAUUUUCAGUUGGUUUACAACCUACUUUAUUUCUCCUGGGUGCAUUCAACGUUUGUAAUAAAAUCAUUUUUCUGAUGAGCUUUGUGGGUAACUGUGGAACCUUCACUAGAGGAUACAAGGCGAUGAUCAUGGAUGUAGAGUUUCUCUAUCACCUGCUGUACCUUCUGAUUUGCGCGCUGGGGCUGUUUGUACACGAAUUUUUUUAUAGUUUGUUGCUCUUUGACUUGGUGUACCGAGAAGAGACUUUGCUGAACGUCAUCAAGAGCGUCACUCGCAAUGGGCGCUCCAUCAUCCUGACGGCUGUUCUCGCCCUCAUCUUGGUCUACCUGUUCUCCAUAGUGGGGUACCUCUUCUUCAAAGAUGACUUUAUCCUGGAAGUAGACAAGCUCCCUAAUGAAACGUUACUGCCAGAACCAGGUGAGACCAUGACCGGAGAGUUUCUUUAUUCAGAUGUAUGCAAAGCAGGGAGCAGUGAAAACUGUUCUUCAAUCAUUCCUUCAGACCAGCUGGUCACUGAAGAAAUGGAGGAAGAGAAUAAAGAGCAUACGUGCGAGACGUUGCUGAUGUGCAUUGUUACUGUACUGAGUCAUGGGCUCAGGAGUGGGGGUGGAGUAGGUGAUGUGCUCAGGAAACCAUCCAAAGAGGAACCUCUCUUUGCUGCUAGGGUGAUAUAUGAUCUGUUAUUCUUCUUCAUGGUCAUCAUUAUUGUCCUUAACCUGAUUUUUGGUGUGAUCAUUGACACUUUUGCUGAUCUAAGGAGUGAAAAACAGAAGAAAGAAGAAAUUUUAAAAACUACUUGCUUUAUUUGUGGCUUGGAAAGAGAUAAGUUUGACAACAAGACAGUCACGUUCGAAGAACACAUUAAAGAAGAGCACAAUAUGUGGCAUUAUUUGUGCUUUAUUGUGUUAGUGAAAGUAAAAGAUUCAACAGAAUAUACGGGACCAGAAAGUUACGUGGCAGAAAUGAUCAAGGAGAGAAACCUGGACUGGUUCCCCCGGAUGCGGGCCAUGUCGCUGGUGAGCAGCGACUCGGAAGGAGAGCAGAAUGAGCUGAGGAACUUGCAGGAGAAGUUGGAGUCCACCAUGAAGCUUGUGACCAACCUCUCUGGCCAGCUCUCAGAGCUUAAGGAUCAGAUGACGGAGCAGAGGAAGCAGAAACAGCGCAUCGGUCUCUUAGGACACCCUCCACCCAUGAAUGUGAACCCGCAGCAACCGGCGUAAGGCAGGAAGGGUCACGUACCCUGCUCGCGAUGGGCCGGGCGAUGCUAACCCUGAGCUCAGAUCCCACCACCGAGGCUGCUGCUGUGUACGUUUGGUUCUGGUUGUAAAUAACCUGGUUUUAUACUAUAUGUAUAUGACUGCUACUAUAUAAAGUUUCGGGCAUACGUAUUGUGAUUAGAACUGUUGGCACAGGACAGAGGUUAAGCUUUGUGCCAAAACUAUCAAAAUUGCCUUUUUUCUUGGAAGGACUAAAGAGAGCACCCUGAAUUGCACUUGAAAAGAGUAUUUGACUAUGUGACAUGUAUUUUGUAUUUAAAAAAAGAUAGAAUAGCUAGUAUUUAUGUUUUUAUACAAUUGUGCAAUAUGAAUUAUGCAAUCACGAUAUAUUUGUAACUCCUGAACGUCCUAAGGGGAGUGCACAUCUUUGAAUCUGGUGUGUUAGUACAAUGUAAUAAAUGGUAUAAAAUUACAGGUGUAAAUGAGGCUGCUGCAAAAUUGUGUUACUGGUGAUUUUUCAUACCCUUGGACAUUUUUGUACCAUGUGUGUAAAUAUCUUGCAAUGCCAUAUCUGUUGCCUCUUCCUCCCAGAGAUAUCGCUGGGAAUCCGUGAGUUGUUAAAUUGGUAUCAAUUAAAGCAAAACAUGACUUUGAAGCUUCCAAAUGAGGAAAGCAGGAGGUAUUUUUCAAGUGACUUCUUCAAAGUACUGAGGCUAGAAGAGCUCAGAUACCAGGUUUUUUAAAUGCUAAGAUUUCUUAAAGGGAACUUUUUAUGCAAAAUGAAGUUUGGGAUGAGGAUGCGCUGCUGGUGAGUCGGUGCAGUCUCCUAUGGGCGUUUCAUGCCACGACACCGAAAACCUCUCACGGGGCUGCCCAGGCUUGGCGUUCUCAGUGUGCGGGAUCCUUUCCUUUUAUUUUUUCAUUAGAGACCUACGUGCCUGCUAAAGCUUUAG